AUGAAGGUCAAAUUCUUACUUCAUGUGCUUGUUAAGCGAAACCAGGCAGCGUGCCUCGAGUCAUAUCGCCAGCAAGCAAAAUCUGAGGAUGCAACAACAGCCGUUCUUCAUGUUGAUUGGUCUCAAAGCUACCAGUGCUUGCAACAAGAUGAAAUUUAUGCUGCUUAUUGGGAGCGAAAAAAACAUCGAGUUUCAAUUUUCACUGCCAUGAUGUGGCAUCGUGGAGAGAAAUCAAUGGCUGUCGCUCUUGAUUCUCAAGACCACACAAAGAAGACGGUUAUUCCUUGCCUCGACAAAUUGUUCAGUGAAGAGAUCCCCACAACAGCCACAACCGUCCAUAUCUUCUCAGAUAAUGCCCCAGGCCAGUUCAAAAAUAAGUACACCAUGGCUGUACUUCCAGCAUUAGAGAAGAAACAUAAUAAGAAGAUUGUAUGGCAUUAUCUCGCUGCACAGCAUGGCAAAGGCGCUGCCGAUGGAAUUGGUGGAGGCCUUAAGCGUGCUGCUAGAAAUAGAUCCAAGACAGGUGCAACUAUUUCAGACGCUAAAACUUUUGUUAAAAACCAAUCUCCACUUUCAAAAGUCGCCCUGAAGCUGAUCGUCGACGACUCCGAGAUCGACAAAAUAAAUGCAGAAAUUGGAUUGGAAUUAUUAUUACACUGUGAAUUACUGUCCGUUAACUCACAAGGUUAUGACGAAAAUAUUAAUCCUGAUGAUGAUCCAAUAUUGGGAUCGAAACUAGUCGAGAAAUUAAUAAAGUCAACAGUCUGA
Molecule: messenger RNA, 768 nt
Organism: Clunio marinus
Lineage: Eukaryota; Metazoa; Arthropoda; Insecta; Diptera; Chironomidae
Source: the annotation of a GenBank genome assembly